CCCUGCCUGAGGCGAGCCCGCCGCACCGCCGCCCGGCCCCGCCGCCAGCGAACCGCGGCCCGAGCCCUCCGAGUCUUCUCCCCUUCUCUCCCCUUCUCUCCCCUUCUCCCCUCAGCGCUGGGGUUUCGUCCCCGGGCGCUUGAGCCUGCUGCAAUGGUCCCGCCCGGCAGCUCCGGGCUCGGAGGCCUGCUCCGGGUGUCCGCUCGGGGCUGCGGGGUGAGCUCUCCUCCCAUCCGGCCUCAGCCGUUGCCUUUGCUCCCCCGUGACCUCCCCGUGCCUCCUGUCCGCCGCUUCUUUAGGUUUAAAAAGUAUUUCGGCCUACCCAGAUAACGUGAGUGCCUGCCCGCUGCAGAGAGAGCCGGGUGGGCCUGUGCCCCCCCGGUCAGUGGGGGCCGUGGUCGGGAGGCGGGCGCUGUCGGGGGCGGGUUUGGGUUUUGUAUUUUGUUAAAUCGGUCAGAAGAGGCGUCACCGAAGAGCUGGAGCGUCCGAUCGGGUGAAGGAGGAGCUGUUGUGCGAGAAGCUGCAGCUGGCACUAAUUACAAGCUCCGUGAAGGAGGCAAGGUUUAAAACUACAUGGAAUUUGAACCACCCUGUUUCCUGCCCUCCAAGACUGGGGGCACGAGUACUCUGUUGAAGUCACAACCACAUCUACCAUGCAGAAAUUAGUCAUACAGUAGUGAAGAAAGAGUAUGUAAGAAUCUAUUCUCUUCCACCAGCUGUAGUAGGAGAGUUCUGGGCUAUGUGAUUAUCUGCCUCUUACCAGACUAGGAUCGGACUACAUGGAACUCUGGUAAUUAGACUGUUACUCACACUUGUCAUCAUGUUGGCAGAAGGCAUCUUAACUAGACUCGUAUAUAAAGAAAGCUGUCAUCAAGAUAAGCCUCGCAAAUCUCCUGCGUCCAAAAAGGAUAAAGAGGGAAUCUGGAGACAGAAACUUGUAGACAACCCAAAAAUCAAAGGCUUUGCUGAUGGAUACGAGAAGCAGGAUGAGAUCUCUGCUAGAAGUAGCAAAAUGGAACAUGGGAGCGGUCCUCAAUGGAGAUCCAUAAAAGAGGUACCUGCAAAAGAUCAGAAAACACUUGUUAAAGGAACCGUAUCACCAGCUUUACAUAUCCCCAAAAGAGAACAAAAUACUGAACAGAUGGACUUGUAUAGAUCCUGGUCAUGCAACAGCAUUUAUCAAAACUACCCUGACUUGCAUAUCGGGGGAGACCGUGUGGGGGACCAUAUGUGUGAUUCAGGUUGUGUUUUGGACCAUGUGUGUGAUGAACUUCCCGAUGGCCCUGUUUUACUGUCCAUAGAUAUUCCUCUAGGUCAGUUCCCUCUAUGUGAGCAUCCUGAAAAGCCAAGUAUAAAGUCCCUGUCUGGAGAUGAAGCUGGAGAAAGGAGUAGUAUCAUGCUCUGUGCGGAGCCGCUUUCAAACUCUGUGCUCAACAAGUACAUGGAAACAAAAGUGGCAGAGUUUUAUAAACAGUUUUUUGAAGAAAAUUUGACCAGGUGUGGUUCUGUAACAAACCUCCUCACUUGCAGUUUGAUAAGGAAUAACCUGAAUCAGAUAAGCUUUCAGGUAUCACAGGAGCAGAAUAUAGAAACAUCAAAAGCCAGAGAAGUGCUCUUGCAGUCUUUAGCUUUGUUUAGUUUGCACAACACUACCAAUAGAAAUAGCUCUGAAUUUAGUACUCCAAACUUACAGAUCUCAAACCCAGCAUGCAUGAAAAAGAGCUGCAGGAUGCAGUUUACAUCAUGACUGAUCUAUUUAGCUGAAGAGAUGAAUAUGAUUCGGAUACAAAUAUUUCACUCUAAGGAUUAGGUAGGGAAAUGAAAACAUUUACACACUACAGACUUUUUCAAAUAAAUAUUUUAAAGCUUAAACCAUACUUUGUCUUUGUUAGUGGAGGAAGUAAAGGUUAUUGUUUUCUUUUUUUCUAAUACAGAAUUUGAAAUUAAUUUCUCUGUGAAAUACUAGUCAACCGUAUUUUUGCAAUGUAUAUGUCCUUCUAAGACUUUGGCUGUAUGAGUAAUUGUAGUCACGUACCAUUGGAUUUACUCCUGCAAGAAAAAUCAGUCAAGAUGUGUGCUGGUAAAACUUUGCUCUAAGAGACUGAUCCAGCCAGCCAGUAAGUAAAAGAGUCAAAUUGUCUUUGAUGGACUUUGGGCUAUAUAGUUGAAACCUGAGUUUUGGAAAUUCACAUUCAAAUUUUGCUCCUGCAAAGCUUGAUCACAGUGGCUGAAAGAAUAUUUCUUUGGUUUGGAAAUCUUGUCAGCAGAUGGAGGUGUUCAGGACUCUGGAUUGUUUUAUAAAUUAUCAUACAUAGGAAAUACAUUGACAUGGUACAUGAAUGAAGAUGCUAAUAUUAUUGCCUGUGUAUGUUUGUACUGCAUAGGUGGAAUAUGUGACAAUGAAAAUUAGGUGAAAUAGUUGAUGAAGGUUGUAAAAGUAUUUAGUUUUCUGUAAAAAAUAAUAAAUCCUUACCUUUUUGAUGAAAUCCA
Aquila chrysaetos chrysaetos is the source of this 2490-nucleotide messenger RNA. Its product is annotated as TLR adapter interacting with SLC15A4 on the lysosome-like. Bases 821 to 1747 code for a protein of 308 amino acids. Gene Ontology annotation, biological process: regulation of toll-like receptor signaling pathway. The transcript is spliced from 4 exons. The record is from RefSeq and is a predicted model, not a curated record. NCBI's taxonomy places the organism in Eukaryota, Metazoa, Chordata, Aves, Accipitriformes, Accipitridae.